Molecule: messenger RNA, 231 nt
Organism: Fomitiporia mediterranea MF3/22
Lineage: Eukaryota; Fungi; Basidiomycota; Agaricomycetes; Hymenochaetales; Hymenochaetaceae
Exons: 4
Coding region: 1-231 (76 amino acids)
Source: RefSeq, a predicted model, not a curated record
AUGUCCCAGAACAUACAGUCCACUAUUCAGCUCAACAACUUUCUUCAAGGAAGAAGACAGGCACAUCUUAUUUCUUGGGUAGAAGUUCCACACGGUCCUCAAAACCACCGCACAUGGUCUGUGACAUGCAAAUAUAACGGCAGUCCUGUUGGGGAAGCGUGUGCAUCUCAUAAGGCGGAGGCGAAGGAACGCGCUGCAGCACAGGCUCUGACAGUUCUUCGUGGUUAUUAG